AUGGCUUUCACCAAUAGACUAGCAAUACUUCCCGGAGGUCUAGGCGGCUUAGGCACCAGCAUCGGCCAAAAGCUCCGCCAGCAAGGCGCCCGCCUAGCCAUCCUCUACGCCCCCUUCGAGGCCGCCCGGCGCGACCAGCUCCUCGAGGCUGGGUACGGGCACCGGGACGGGGACGCCAACACCCACCCGGACAUCCACACCUACGAAUGCGACAUUACCUCGCCUGACUCGGUGCAGGCGGCGUUUACGAAGCUGGAGGCAGAGUUGGUGACGAGGGUAUCCUCUCCCAGCAGUACGAGUACGACACAAAGACCACCACCCACCUUUCCAAGUAUCCUGAUCAAUACGGCCGGGUAUGUCUCCCUGAGUGACAUGGAGGCUACGCCGCCGGAGGAGACGGUGAAACAUCUUACGACCAAUGUGUUGGGGCCGAUGCUGUGCGCGCAGGCGUUUGCGCGGCUGUAUUUCAAACGAGCGGCGGCGACGGCGGGGGGUGCUGGAGGGUUAGACGUCUCGUCGUCACCACCGCCAGGGAGGAUUGUGAAUCUCGCGUCCCAGGCGGCUCAUGUGGCUUUACCGCGCCACGGGGCAUAUUGUGCCUCCAAAGCGGCACUGUUGGGGCUGACGCGGAGCAUGGCGUCUGAGUGGGCAGGGCGGGGCAUCACAGCCAAUUCGGUGUCCCCCACCGUGGCGUGGACGGAGCUGGGCAAAAAGGCCUGGGGGGAGACAUCCGUCAAGGAGGCCUUCCUGAAAUCUAUCCCAACGGGCAAGUUUGCUCUGCCGGAGGAGGUGGCGGACGCGGUGCUGUUUCUGUGCCAGGACUCGAGCGGGAUGAUAAAUGGCGCCGAUGUCAGGGUCGAUGGGGGGUUCACUAUCCGGUGAUGGUUUCCGUAUCAAUUGCUGGCUGAGGGGGGUUUCUACAGGUGCUGGGGUGGUCGCAAAAGGGCAGGCUCAUCGGAUCCAGAACGGUUUAUCGCUAAUUCGUGCCAGCUGGACCGCG
This is a messenger RNA of Aspergillus saccharolyticus JOP 1030-1, 1000 nucleotides long. Its product is annotated as putative short-chain dehydrogenase/reductase. The transcript has 3 exons. Lineage: Eukaryota; Fungi; Ascomycota; Eurotiomycetes; Eurotiales; Aspergillaceae. Gene Ontology annotation, molecular function: oxidoreductase activity, acting on the CH-OH group of donors, NAD or NADP as acceptor. The record is from RefSeq and is a predicted model, not a curated record. The coding region runs from base 1 to 882 and encodes 293 amino acids.